Ophidiomyces ophidiicola is the source of this 393-nucleotide messenger RNA. RefSeq lists its product as uncharacterized. The coding region runs from base 1 to 393 and encodes 130 amino acids. Gene Ontology annotation, cellular component: mitochondrial outer membrane. The record is from RefSeq and is a predicted model, not a curated record. Gene Ontology annotation, biological process: protein insertion into mitochondrial outer membrane; mitochondrial outer membrane translocase complex assembly. The transcript is spliced from 2 exons. Lineage: Eukaryota; Fungi; Ascomycota; Eurotiomycetes; Onygenales; Onygenaceae.
AUGUCUGUGUCUGGGUCGCCCUCCGAAUCGGGCUAUUUGUUUGCCUCACAACAUCUUACUUCUGCUAUCGACGACGGUGAUGACGAUAUUGACUCUCUUCCUUCCUCAUCCGCGUCAGAUUCCUCGCUCGAAGACCACAUAUCAAUGUACGAUAUUGAUGAUGAUGACGACGACGAGUCCGAUGCCGAGGCUGAAUGGCAGGAGAGCAUGCGACAGCUGGAGCUCCUCCUUACAAUGGUGGUGAUUCCCUUUGCGGGGAAAUUUUUAGGGCGAAAAUGCGCCUACUGGGGCUGGGCGAAAUUUAUGGAGUGGAAGCAUCCGUUUGAGGGUUCAAUAGGAUAUGGGGUGGAAUUUCCUAGAGCCAUACCCGCCAUCACUUCUGCUACCUUGUAG